AUGGAGAUGAUGGUAAAGAGAAUAGAUGGACUUCAAUUGGCUGUAGUGAACAUAGCAAGUCAACCUUCAAGUGAAUGGGCCAAGGUGAAGAAGCUUUUGAGAAAUGCAACAAUGAGCAGCAACCAGAGCAAGUUCAGUACAUGCAUAACACCUCAAGCUCUUCUCAGAAUGACUUCCAUGAGGUUGAAGAAGGAGAUCAAAGACCAGCAAUUUUUCAAGUUCUUAGAGGUUUUCAAGAAGCUGGAAAUUAACCUCCCACUUGCUGAAGCUUUGGAGCAAAUGCCAUUGUAUGCAAAAUUUCUCAAGGAACUCAUCAAUAAGAAGAGAAGUUGGAAUGAAAAGGAGACUGUGAUCUUGACCCAAGAGUGCAGUGCAUUAAUUCAAAGAGGCAUUCUACCAAAACUCAAAGACCCAGGGAGCUUCAUCAUAUCAUGCACCAUAGGCAAUAUGACAUUGGAAAGAGCUCUCUGUGAUUUAGGUGCCAGCAUCAAUUUGAUGCCUCUUUCAAUGAUGAAAAAGCUUGCAAUAGAAGAAGUUAAACCCACCAGAAUGUCACUUCAAAUGGCAGAUAGAUCACUCAAGAUACCUAAUGGAGUUGUAGAAAAUUUAUUGGUGAAGGUUGGAGAAUUCAUCUUCCCUGCCGAUUUUGUCAUUUUAGACAUGGAAGAAGAUGUACACAACUCGAUUAUCUUGGGGCGACCCUUCUUAGCCACGGCAAGGGCUAUCAUUGAUGUGGAAAAAGGUGAAAUGAUUCUCAAGGUGCACGAUGAGCAAAUGAUCAUAAAUGUCUUUAAAGUAAUGCAAUAUCCCUCUGAGAAAGAAAAGCAUAUGAGAGUGGAAAUGAUAGAAAAUUUGGUUGAAGAAGCACUUGAAGCAGAUUAA
Messenger RNA from Arachis ipaensis, 882 nucleotides. The record is from RefSeq and is a predicted model, not a curated record. Lineage: Eukaryota; Viridiplantae; Streptophyta; Magnoliopsida; Fabales; Fabaceae.